CUCCAGGACCAGGUUUGGGAACCACUCGUUUAGCGGCGUCUUUGCAGCGCUCUCUAGCGGACGCGCGUGUCAGUGCGCAGGCGCGCGGCCAGGAACGAGGCUCUGCCCCCUUUCCACCAGCCAGAGCCGCAUUCCAGCCCGUUCAUUACGGCGGGGAGCCGAGCUAGCACGCGCUCACCACAGCGGAUACGCUCACGAGCUUCGAGGGGAAUUUUAGCUAUGGCGAGGACGUGCGCUCCGAGGAUCACUUGAAAGAAACAAAGGCCUGUGGAUGUAAGGUUUGUUGCAUAUGAUGCACUAAAUGACUGCUUUGAGAAGAGGAGAGAAAAGGACACUGGAUCAAUAAGAGCACUAUUUCUGCACGUUCUUGUUGUUUGGAUAUAUACGUGUGUGUGUAUAUAUAAAGUACUGUGGUAGGCGAGAGGAGACUGACACCAAGCCCGAUCUUUCCCUGUGUGGAAUAGAGCUGAUAUGUGGUCUCAGCCAGGGGUACACUGUGCCCUCAUUGGGCUGUUUACCCUCUCCUUCGUCUUUUUUCCUUGUGGAAGAGCCACAGAGCCUUUCCAGUCCUUCUCCCCAUCAGAAUGGGGUUUGACCCACUUAGCCAUUCAUAACGCCACUGGUGAGGUGUAUGUCGGUGCUGUUAACUGGAUCUACAAGCUCUCGAGCAACCUGACCAUACUGAGGCACCACGUGACUGGCCCAGUAGUGGACAAUGAGAAGUGCUACCCUCCUCCAAGUGUCCAGUCCUGCCCCCAUGAGCUGGCUCAAACCAACAAUGUCAACAAGCUGCUGCUGGUGGAUUAUGGUCAGAACCGACUCAUAGCCUGUGGAAGCUCCUCGCAAGGCAUCUGCCAGUUUUUGCGCCUGGACGACCUCUUCAAACUGGGUGAGCCCCACCACCGCAAAGAGCACUAUCUCUCCAGCGUGGCAGAGUCAGGGACCAUGUCAGGGGUUAUCAUCUCGGAAGGUACACUCAGCAAGCUCUUCAUCGGCACUCCCAUUGACGGCAAAUCCGAAUACUUCCCGACCCUCUCGAGCCGCAAGCUAAUGGCCAACGAGGAGAACGCGGACAUGUUCAGCUUUGUCUACCAGGAUGAGUUUGUUUCCUCGCAGCUCAAGAUCCCUUCAGACACGCUGUCCAAGUUUCCAGCGUUCGACAUCUACUACAUCUACAGCUUUAGCAGUGAGCAGUUUGUGUACUACCUUACCCUGCAGCUGGACACCCAGCUGACCUCGCCAGACGCCAGCGGGGAGCAGUUCUUCACCUCCAAAAUCGUGCGGCUUUGCGUCGACGACCCGAAGUUCUACUCCUACGUGGAGUUCCCCAUCGGUUGUACCAAGGAUGGGGUGGAAUAUCGCCUGAUCCAGGACGCCUACCUGAGCAAGCCAGGCAGACAGUUGGCUAACUCUCUGGGGGUGUCUGAGAACGAGGACAUCCUGUUCACCGUCUUUUCUCAGGGCCAGAAAAACCGGGCCAAACCCCCGAAAGAGUCGGCGCUGUGCCUCUUCACACUGCGACGCAUUAAAGAGAAGAUCAAAGAGAGGAUCCAGUCCUGCUACAGAGGAGAAGGCAAAUUGUCUCUGCCUUGGCUUCUGAACAAGGAACUCGCAUGCAUCAACUCGCCUCUACAGAUUGAUGAUAAUUUCUGUGGGCAGGACUUCAACCAGCCUUUAGGCGGCACCAGCACCAUCGAGGGCGUUCCGCUCUUCAUAGAUAAGGAUGAUGGUAUGACGUCGGUGGCAGCCUAUGACUACCGUGGAAACACCGUGGUGUUCUCGGGCACACGCUCCGGCCGCCUGAAGAAGAUCCUGAUCAACUCGGUGAGCUCCUACAGACCAGCGCUUCUGUAUGAGAACGUGGUGGUGGGCGAGGGCAGCCCCAUCCUGAGAGAUCUGCUCUUCAGCCCUGACCAGCACUACAUCUACACACUGACCGACAAACAGGUGAAGCGUGUUCCUGUAGAGAGCUGCGAUCAGUACACGACGUGUUCCGAGUGUCUGGGUUCCAGAGAUCCUCACUGUGGCUGGUGUGUCCUGCUCAAUGUCUGCUCCCGUAAGGACCGAUGCGAGCGGGCAGAUGAACCCUGGCGUUUUGCCUCCAGAGUGGACCAGUGUGUCGACUUAACUGUUCAACCCAACAACAUCUCUGUGACCAUGUCCGAAGUCCAGUUGGUUCUCCAGGCACGGAAUGUUCCGGACCUGUCCGCAGGCGUGAACUGCUCCUUUGAAGACUACACCGAGACUGAAGCCUGGAUACAGGGAUCUCGUAUCUACUGCCUCUCCCCCAGCACUAAGGAGCUCAUCCCCAUCACACGCCACCAAGGUGAUAAACGUGUGGUGAAACUCUACCUGAAGUCAAAAGAAACAGGAAAGAAGUUUGCUAGUGUGGAUUUCGUGUUCUACAACUGCACUGUCCACAAAUCGUGCCUGUCGUGUGUGAACGGCUCCUUCCCAUGUCAUUGGUGCAAAUACCGUCACUUAUGCACACAGAAUGCGAACGAGUGCUCGUUCCAGGAAGGCCGGGUCAACAUGUCUGAGGAUUGUCCUCAGAUCCUGCCCUCGACUCAGAUCUACAUCCCGGUGGGAGUGACGAAGCCCAUCACUCUAGCUGCCCGGAACCUUCCGCAGCCGCAGUCAGGGCAAAGGAACUAUGAGUGUAUCUUCCACAUCCAGGGAGAGACCCACAGUGUCACGGCCCUGCGCUUCAACAGCUCCAGCAUCCAGUGCCAAAAAACAAUCUAUAGUUACGAGGGAAAUGACAUCAGCGACCUGCCAGUGGAUCUCUCGGUGGUUUGGAACGGGAACUUCGUCAUCGACAACCCCUACAAUAUAAAAGCUCACCUGUAUAAGUGCUACGCUCUGAGGGAGAGCUGUGGCAUGUGCUUGAAGGCAGACCCACGCUUCGAAUGUGGCUGGUGCGUGCAAGACAAGAAGUGCUCGCUUAGGCAGGAGUGCGCGUCACCCGAACACACGUGGAUGCACGCGUCAACCGGCAAUAGCCGCUGCACACACCCCCGCAUCACCAAGUUGUUUCCGGAGACGGGGCCACGCCAGGGAGGCACCCAGCUCACCAUCACGGGAGAGAACCUGGGCCUGCAGUUUCGCGACAUCCAGAACGGCAUCCGCAUCGGCAAGGUUGCCUGUCAGCCUAUCGAGGAAGAGUACAUCAGUGCUGAACAGAUUGUGUGUCGUGUAGCAGAUGCUACAGGCUAUCGGGUGCAGGAGGCUCAGGUGGAGGUGUGUGUGAGAGACUGCCAGCCUGAGUACAGAGCCGUCUCCCCGAAAGCCUUCACAUUCGUGUCUCCGUACUUCACACGGGUAGUGCCGUCCCGUGGUCCGUUCUCUGGUGGGACAAAGAUCACAAUCCACGGCAGCCACCUGAACGCCGGCAGCGCAGUGUCCGUCAAGAUCGGCCUCAACACCUGCCGCUUUGAGAGGCGCAGCGCGAGGGAGAUUGUGUGUGUAACUCCAGCGGGUUUGGCGAUUGGCGGCACUCCGGUGAUGGUGGACAUUAACUUCGCAGAGCUGAGGAACCCCGAGGUGAAGUUCAACUACACGGAUGACCCGACAAUAUUGAAGAUCGAACCCAACUGGAGCAUUACAAGCGGUGGGACUCCACUAACUGUCACUGGAACUAACCUUGCCACUGUGAGAGAGCCCAAGAUGAGAGCAAAGUCGGGAGCAAUCAAGUCUAUUAACAACUGUACGGUGGUCAAUAACACAGUGAUGGUGUGCCUGGCACCCUCAGUGGCAGGUUCAGACCCUGAGAGAAGUGUUUCGGAGGCGGGCACCAGUCCAGAUGAGAUCGGCUUUAUUAUGGAUAAUGUCCAGUCACUGCUGGUGGUCAAUGAGAGUUUCACCAACUACCCUGACCCUGUGUUUGAACCCCUCCCUCCUACCAUGCUGGAGCUCAAGCCAGGUUCACCUCUCAUUCUCAAGGGGAAGAACUUGAUCCCAGCGGCUCCUGGUAAUGCCAAGAUGAACUACACCGUGUUGAUAGGCGACGAGCCGUGUGUUUUGACCGUGUCGGAGACUCAGCUGCUGUGCGAAUGGCCUGACCUCACUGGCCAGCACAAAGUGACCGUGCGUGUUGGAGGGUUCGAGUACUCCCCUGGUACGCUGCAGAUCUAUUCGGACAGUCUGCUCACCCUGCCCGCCAUCAUCGGCAUCGGGGCCGGAGGAGGCCUGCUGCUGCUCAUCAUCAUCAUAGUCCUCAUCGCAUACAAGCGCAAGUCCCGCGACGCCGACCGCACACUCAAACGCCUGCAGCUGCAGAUGGACAACCUGGAGUCCAGAGUGGCAAUCGAGUGCAAGGAGGCGUUUGCUGAACUGCAGACCGAUAUCCACGAGCUGACUCAAGAGCUAGAUGGAGCAGGAAUUCCGUUCCUGGAUUACCGGACCUACGCUAUGAGAGUGCUCUUCCCUGGAAUCGAGGAUCAUCCUGUGUUGAAGGAGAUGGAGGUGCCGGCUAACGUGGAGAAGGCGCUGACGCUGUUCGGGCAGCUCCUGAACAAGAAGCACUUCUUGCUGACGUUUAUCCGCACACUGGAGGCCCAGCGCUCGUUCUCCAUGCGCGACAGAGGCAACGUGGCCUCGCUCAUCAUGAGUGCGCUGCAGGGGGAGAUGGAGUAUGCUACAGGAGUCCUCAAGCAGCUGCUGUCUGACCUCAUCGACAAAAACCUGGAGAGCAAGAACCACCCCAAACUGCUGCUCCGCAGGACGGAGUCUGUAGCAGAGAAAAUGCUGACAAACUGGUUCACCUUCCUCCUGUACAAGUUCCUGAAGGAGUGUGCAGGAGAGCCUCUCUUCAUGCUCUACUGUGCAAUGAAGCAGCAGAUGGAGAAAGGGCCGAUAGACGCCAUCACAGGAGAAGCGCGCUACUCUCUCAGUGAAGACAAACUGAUCAGACAGCAGAUUGACUAUAAGACCCUGACACUGCACUGCGUCAACCCAGAGAACGAGAAUGCAUCCGAGGUCACGGUCAAAUGCCUGAACUGUGACACCAUCACUCAGGUGAAGGAGAAACUGCUGGACGCAGUGUAUAAGGGCAGCCCGUACUCUCAGAGACCCAAGGCAGGAGACAUGGAUCUGGAAUGGCGUCAGGGCCGAAUGGCUAGAAUCAUUCUCCAGGACGAAGACGUCACCACCAAGAUCGAUAAUGACUGGAAACGCCUCAAUACACUUGCUCACUACCAGGUUACUGAUGGCUCAGUGAUGGCUCUGGUCCCUAAGCAGAACUCUGCUUAUAACAUCUCCAACUCCUCUACGUUUACCAAGUCCCUCAGCCGAUACGAGAGUAUGUUGAGGACAGCCAGUAGUCCUGACAGUCUGCGCUCGCGGACCCCCAUGAUCACUCCGGAUCUGGAGAGUGGAACCAAACUCUGGCAUCUGGUCAAGAACCACGACCACUCGGACCAGAGGGAGGGAGACCGCGGCAGCAAGAUGGUCUCUGAGAUCUACCUGACCCGCCUGCUCGCAACCAAGGGUACAUUACAGAAGUUUGUAGACGACCUGUUUGAGACCAUCUUCAGCACGGCCCAUAGAGGCAGCGCACUCCCUCUCGCUAUCAAAUACAUGUUCGACUUCCUGGAUGAGCAGGCUGACAAACACCAGAUAACAGACCCAGAUGUCAGGCACACGUGGAAAAGUAACUGUUUGCCAUUAAGGUUCUGGGUGAAUGUGAUAAAGAAUCCUCAGUUUGUCUUUGACAUCCAUAAGAACAGCAUCACAGACGCGUGUCUGUCUGUAGUAGCUCAGACCUUCAUGGACUCGUGUUCUACGUCAGAACACAAGCUGGGCAAAGACUCGCCCUCGAACAAGUUGCUCUACGCUAAAGACAUCCCUAACUACAAGAACUGGGUUGAGAGAUAUUAUUCUGAUAUCUCUCGGAUGCCAGCGAUCAGUGAUCAGGAUAUGAGUGCGUAUUUGGCCGAGCAGUCCCGCCUUCACCUGAGCCAGUUCAACAGCAUGAGCGCCCUGCAUGAGAUCUACUCCUAUAUCACCAAGUACAAAGAUGAAAUCCUGUGUGCGUUGGAGCGGGACGAGCAGGCGCGCAGGCAGAGGUUGAGGAGUAAGCUUGAGCAGGUGAUUGACACCAUGGCUCUGAGCAGCUGAUCAGGGCUCCGAGCAUUCAUGACACACAAACUGAAGUCACACACCCCCUCCGAAACACACACUGCAAAGAACUGGCGCAGUACACUGGAGCUACUACAGAGCUGGGCACACACUAUUCGUCUGUGUGAGUGUGUGUGUGUAUAUAUAUAUGUGUGUGUGUGUGUGUGUGUGUGUGUGUGUCUGUGUGAGUGUGUCAACACAAGGACACAUAACAGAAAGCAUUUUGAUUGUUGUCAUUGGUGUAUAACCUUUUGAAUAUUAUUUAGUUGUGAUUUGUGUGUGCUGGACCUCUUCACACAUAGAAACACACACACACUUUUGCUCAUAAUUUUUGAAGACUCAAGAAGGAUGAAUUCUGGGAUGCCUACACUCCAGCCAUGCUAUUGGUCAGGUGUUGUCACGACACACCCGAGAGUUCGCACAGAAGACAAAGGACAUUUCAAUUUAUGUGAUUAAUUUUUUUCUGUUGUUAAUUCUUAUUUUUAUGUUGUACAAAUGUAACGGACUGCCCUCUCUCUGCUCUCUUUUUGCCACUCGUGUUACUGCUGAAUUUGCACAGUUUACAGAAAAACAGUACAAAGGACAAAUCUUCAGAUUAUUAUAUAUGUAUAUAAAUACUGCUACAAUUUUCAGCCAAGUGAAAACUACCAUUGAGAUUUUUUUGCUAUCUUAUCACUGAAAAUAGAAUCGACAAAGACGAAUUAGAUAUUUAAGCAAAAGAAAAAAAAUUACAUAGGAAGGAAAAAAAACUUUAAAAAAAAAAAACUUAAAAAAAAAAAAAAGAA
Molecule: messenger RNA, 6902 nt
Organism: Ictalurus punctatus (channel catfish)
Lineage: Eukaryota; Metazoa; Chordata; Actinopteri; Siluriformes; Ictaluridae
Gene: plxna1b
Product: plexin A1b
Exons: 32
Coding region: 472-6117 (1881 amino acids)
Biological process (GO): regulation of cell shape; regulation of GTPase activity; negative regulation of cell adhesion
Cellular component (GO): semaphorin receptor complex
Molecular function (GO): semaphorin receptor activity; protein binding
Source: RefSeq, a predicted model, not a curated record